Molecule: messenger RNA, 915 nt
Organism: Betta splendens (Siamese fighting fish)
Lineage: Eukaryota; Metazoa; Chordata; Actinopteri; Anabantiformes; Osphronemidae
Product: proteolipid protein 2
Exons: 4
Coding region: 273-695 (140 amino acids)
Cellular component (GO): membrane
Source: RefSeq, a predicted model, not a curated record
GUUUGAAUGAACACAUUUAACCAGCUAUAAAUAGAACUUGAGAUGUUUGAUAAAAUAAAACACGUUUUCAUAAAGACAAGUUAACAUUGUGAAGUAACUCCUGGUGGUUGGACCUGUAAAUACUGCAGUUGCCGCUUGUUUGUGGCUAAUGAUGUAAAACGAAUGCACAUUUUCUUGCAGCCAUUUCCUUCACGACGCAGAGGAAAUCACUUGUUUCAGGAAACACAGUGAGCUGCGCUGAAGUCACGCUGUCAGACGCCAAAAUAACAGCCAUGGAGGUGGACGCUGCGUUCGUCAAGUCCAGGAGGGGGAUCUUGAAAGUAGCAGAGCUGGGGACUCUGUUUGCAGCGCUCGUGUGCUUCGCCGCGGGGUCCAGAGCGGAGCACAUCGCGGCCACGGUGCUGGAGUUUGUCAUCACCUCCCUCCUGCUGCUGCUGCACCUGUUUAAACUCAACAAGAGGCUCACCUUCCUCUUUUGGCCCUUAGUUGACGCCUUCAACUCUGUCUUUGCAGCAGUUUACCUGAUGGUCCUGAGCGUGAUCGCAUUAUCCACCUACGUGUCCACGGGCACGCUGAUCGGAGGGGUCUUUGGCAUGGUGGUAGCGGGGCUCCUGUCUUUCGACAGCUACAACCUCUUCAAGAACAUCACCCUCAACAACAGAAGUGAACCCAAGAGUCAAGACAACAACCAGUGACACCCGGCUGCAGCAAACGGGCCAGAACUCACCGGGUUCUGGUGUGCUGACCUGGGGUCAGCCUGGGCUCUUUGCGCAGCAAGCGUUCACUUUUGGAGGAUCCUCUCACGAGCUGUGGUUCUAAUUCAAAUGAAACCUAUUUUUUAACCUAUAUUCGACCUAUUUAAAUGCGUUUUGUGUGUGUACAUAUUGACUACCAAUAAAAAAAAAUGUCUUGCGA